Vidua chalybeata is the source of this 2031-nucleotide messenger RNA. RefSeq names its product DET1 and DDB1 associated 1 (gene DDA1). The record is from RefSeq and is a predicted model, not a curated record. The transcript has 5 exons. The coding region runs from base 67 to 375 and encodes 102 amino acids. Lineage: Eukaryota; Metazoa; Chordata; Aves; Passeriformes; Viduidae. Gene Ontology annotation, biological process: positive regulation of proteasomal ubiquitin-dependent protein catabolic process. Gene Ontology annotation, cellular component: Cul4-RING E3 ubiquitin ligase complex.
GCCCGAGGCGGGCGGCCAUGGCAGUGGGCGGGCCGGGGCGGCUCCUCCCGGCUGGCGGCGGCGAAGAUGGCAGAUUUCCUGAAGGGGCUCCCGGUGUACAACAAGAGCAACUUCAGCAGGUUCCAUGCGGAUUCCGUCUGCAAGGCUUCCAACCGCCGGCCCUCGGUGUACCUGCCCACCAGAGAAUUCCCCUCGGAGCAGAUUAUCGUGACAGAGAAGACGAACAUCCUCCUGCGCUACCUCCACCAGCAGUGGGACAAAAAGAAUGCGGCCAAGAAGCGGGACCAGGAGCAGGGGGAGCUGGAGGGGGAGAACUCGGCUCCGCCGCGGAAGAUCGCCCGGACCGGCAGCCAGGACAUGACCGAGGACACUUAAAAACCCCGGGAAUCCGGGAAUUCCCAAGGCUCUUCCCGCUUUUUGCGCCUCCCCCACCCCCGCCCCGCCCCGCCGGGAAUUCCCGGGAUCCGCCCUAUUUAUUUGGGAUUUGCCUCGUUCCCGCUUCCUGUUUUGUAUUUAUGGAAUUUCUAUGGAGAGGGAGAGUUCAUCCUUAGGGGCCCUUAGCCCCGGAAUUCCUGUUUUUCCUGGGAUUCCUGGGUGCUGUUCCCCGGGAUAGCCCAGAAUUCCUCAUGCCCGGAAUUCCCGUUUUUCCUGGGAUUUGCUCCUGAGAUCUCAUUCCCAGAAAUCCACUUUCCCUGGGAUUACUUGGAUCUGACCCUGUGAUAUCCCAGAAUUCCUUAUUCCCAAAAAUCCCCUUUUCCUGCCAUUUAUUCCCUUCCCUGAGUUCCCUUUUUCCUGGGAUUCCUUGGAUCUGCUCCUUGUGAAAUUCCAGGAUAACUUUUUUUAUUUUUUCCACCCCAAAAUUCCACUUUCUUUGGGAUCUCCUCCCUUCCCAAAAACCCCCUUUUCCCGGGAUUCCCCACAUCCCCUCCCUGUAAAAUUCCAGGAUUUUUUUUCCCUUCACUUCUCCCUGGAGAAAUUCCCAGGAAUCCUUUGGAUAUUCCCAACCCAACCACGACUCUGAGGCCUUUCCCGUUUUUCCAGAAAAUUCCCAACCCCUUCCCGGGCUCCCAUCAUGGCCGGAGCCGAUCCCUGGGAAUUUGCAUCCCGGGAUUUUUUUGGGGCUGGAUCCAGGGAUUUUUUUCCCCCACCCUCUGGCAAAGCCACCACCGUCGAUCCUUAAAUCCCGAUUUUUUCCCCCGGGAACGGCCGGAUCCUCUCCGAGGGACCGCUCGGAAUUCCCAGGGCACGGAGCCGGGAGCGGACUGGGAGCGGCUCUGGGCCCGGAUCCGGGAGAAUCCCGGCUGGAAUUGGGGAAUCCAGGCUGGAAUUCCGGGAAUGCGGAGCCCAUCCUCGCUGGGACUGAGACGAUUCCCAGCCAGAGCCUCGGCGUUCCUGGAGAACCUCGGCAAAGGACGAGAUUAUCCCAAAAUUCCAGCUGCUUUUCCACGGGGAGCCCCUUCCCGUGGGAAUCCCGCGGUUCGGAGCCGUCCUCCCUCCCCUGGCUGGCAAAUCCGCAGGGAUUUUUCCAGGAGAUUCCCAAAACAAAUUCCCGGCUCUGACUCUGGGAGGGUUCCUGCCGCCCCUUCUCCCGGGAAAUCCCGGACCCGCCCUCGGAAUUCCGGGCUGGGAAGGGCCAGAAUUCCUCCAGAAGCUCGGGAGGAGCAGGACGCGGCUCCCGUCGGAAUUCCCGGAAUUUGGGACUGGAAUUCAAUCCAGAACUUUGGCUCUGCCUCCGUUUUUCCCGUUGUUUUUUGGGUUUUUUUUUUGGUUUUUGUUUGGUUGGUUUUUUUAUGGAAGCGACUUCAGAAUUCCUGGAAUGCGGUGUUGGGGGGGGUGGGAGGGGAGGGGAAGGAGAAGCGGAAUUCCCGGGAUUUUGGUUUUAGUGGGAUUUCCAGCUGGAAAACUCCGGGAGGAGCCGGAUUUGAGGAAUCUCCGGAAGGAAUUCCGGGACUCCAGGAGAGGAGGGCGGAUCCCGGGGCUCCAGAGGCUCGGGAAUGUUGUUCAUUAAAGAGUUGGCACUUCCUGCUGGAA